Messenger RNA from Phialemonium atrogriseum, 1432 nucleotides. Its product is annotated as putative sulfate transporter protein. Gene Ontology annotation, biological process: molybdate ion transport. NCBI's taxonomy places the organism in Eukaryota, Fungi, Ascomycota, Sordariomycetes, Cephalothecales, Cephalothecaceae. The record is from RefSeq and is a predicted model, not a curated record. The transcript has 2 exons. Bases 1 to 1341 code for a protein of 446 amino acids. Gene Ontology annotation, molecular function: molybdate ion transmembrane transporter activity.
AUGGCCUUCAAGAACAUCCGUCAACUCCACCGCAACAAUGUCCAGACCCUCCGGAACUCGCCGGUGGCAGAAAUAUCCGGCGCGCUGGGAGACCUGGGCACUCUCCUGCCGCUGAUGAUAGCCCUUGCCCUCCAGGGCUCGAUUUCGCUCUCCACAACCCUGGUCUUGACCGGCUUCUUCAACAUCGCCACAGUUAACCCGAGCAUGCACGCGCAGGCAAUCGCCGCCGCGGCAAUAGCCUCAGGCUCCUCCCUGCCUGAGACCGUCGCGGCCGGCGCCUGGGUCAGCAUCGCGGUGCUGCUCCUCAGCGCGACGGGCCUCAUCGGCUGGCUGACGCGCCACAUCCCCGUGCCGGUCGUCAAGGGGAUCCAGAUGGGCGCCGGCCUGACCCUCGUCGUCUCGGCGGGGACCUCGCUGCUCCGGCCCCUCGGCUGGGCCGCCCCGCCGCUCGACAACCGGCUCUGGGCCCUCGCCGCCUUCCUGGGCCUGGUCGCCACCCAGCGCCGACCCCGCUUCACCUACGCCCUGCUCGUCACCCUCGUCGCUGUCGCAUCCGCCGUCGCCGCCGUCGCCGCCUCCCGGCCAGGGGGUCUGCCCGCCCUGACCCCCUGGCACCCGAGCGCCUACCUGCCGGCCUUCCUCUCCCCCGACGCCGCAGGCAUGGCCGUCGCGCAGCUCCCGCUGACGGCCCUCAACAGCGUCGUGGCGGCGGCGGCGCUGGCGGCCGAGCUCUUCCCGUCGCUCCCCGGCGGGGCCACCCCGCCGUCGGCGACGGCGCUGGGCAUCUCGGUGGCGGCCAUGAACCUGCUGGGCUGCUGGCUGGGCGCCAUGCCCGUGUGCCACGGCGCCGGGGGGCUGGCGGCGCAGCACCGCUUCGGGGCGCGCAGCGGCGCCAGCGUCGUCAUGCUCGGCGCCGCCAAGGUCGUGCUCGGCCUCGCGUUUGGCGAGUCGCUGGCCGGCCUGCUGGGCGCGUUCCCGCGCGCGCUGCUUGGCGUCCUCGUGCUCGCCUCUGGGCUGGAGCUGGCGUGUGUCGGUGCGGGGCUGAAUUACGGCGCUGCGGACCUGUGGGAGACGAGCGCCGCGGGGGCCGAGCUGGGUGGUGGCAGUGGCGGAGGGCUGGCUGGGCUGGUUAGGAAGCACAGGGAGCUUUCCGAUCAGGAGAGGACGGAGAGGUGGACUGUGAUGUUGAUGACUACUGCCGGGAUGCUGGCUUUCAAGAACACUGCCGUCGGCUUUGUGGCGGGGAUGAUCUGCCACUGGGCCUAUUGGCUUGCGGACUUGGUUGAGAUGAGAAGGGCUGGGAAUCGCUUGCAUGGCGAGAGUCGCCCUUUGCUACAUUGACGAAUUAUUUGACUGUUGAGCUACCUAGGUAGUGGCUAACAUAUGUUACAUUUGACGAGUUAAAGUACUUACGUCGCAGCUCUCCUCCCAU